UUUCACUUCUGUUUUGGAUUCCGUAUGAAUAGAAUGUAUUUAUUGUUUAUUCUCGCCUUGGGCGUCAUUGAUCUCAGUUGUGGUCAAGAGUGCAAGAAAGGUUAUUUUAUGAAUCCGAAAAGACGAAAAUGUGAACUAAUACCGCCCACAAAACCGCCACCCAAAUGUCCUACUGGAUCUGUCUGGCUUCCUGCUAAGAACGAGUGUGUCAGGCUACGUCAAAUUAUUAGUGGAUAUUACCCACUAGACCAUGAUAACGCUACGCAAGGCUCAAAUCCAUGUCCCAAGGGCACCAGUUUGUUGGGGAAAAUAUGUGUAAAGGAGUCAGGGAAGAAACCAGGUGCCAAUGGUGCAGGGAGUUCGUUGUUCCUAGAACCGGAGGGUCAAUAUCAAGUAUACAUAGAAGAAAAAAAGACAUAAUGAAUUUGUAAUUGUUUUUACAUCAUUUUUGCUAUUUUAAGACA
Molecule: messenger RNA, 464 nt
Organism: Drosophila suzukii
Lineage: Eukaryota; Metazoa; Arthropoda; Insecta; Diptera; Drosophilidae
Source: RefSeq, a predicted model, not a curated record